AUGUCAUUCAGAAAUAAUAAUAUUAAAAUUAAUAAUUAUGAAGAAAAUCGUCGUCGACGCCAAAGACGACGAAUUACAAUGCAAAAGAAAGACUAUGAAGAGUUGGAAAGAAAAGAAACUGACUCUCAUAGAUCUUCUGGCUUCGAAACGAUCGGGGAUCGUGUUCGACAACGUAGAGAAGCCAGUGAAAAUCGUUUAAUUAACGAUUUUCUUCGAGAGAGGGAGACUGGACGUCUUGACUUAGAAAAAUAUCGUCAAAGACGUGAAGAAGCUAUUGCCUCUCUUGAAAGAAAAAGAAGAAAUACCCGCACUAUUGGAGAGUACGGAACUACUUCUAUUAUUGGUGGUACUGCUGAUAAUAGAGUAGUUAGCGGAGCUAGUGCUGGUACUACUUCUUUAAUAGAAGAUCCCCAAUUAGACCCCUCUUUUGUCCCUCCUCAAAAUGCCCCCUCUGACCCCUCUCAAGAAACCCCUUAUGCCCCACCUAUUAUAGCCCAACCAGCGGAUGAUACAUUAUCUGAUGCAGAAGUUUCAGCUAUUCUAGAGGAAAUACUCAAUGAAGAGGAUAUGUUACAUUAG
This is a messenger RNA of Entamoeba dispar SAW760, 579 nucleotides long. RefSeq lists its product as uncharacterized. The record is from RefSeq and is a predicted model, not a curated record. The transcript has a single exon. Lineage: Eukaryota; Evosea; Mastigamoebida; Endamoebidae. The coding region runs from base 1 to 579 and encodes 192 amino acids.